AAGGCAGGUAUUGCACCAAUUCACAGAAGUUUAGGGCUGGAAGGAGCCAUCCUGCUGUGGGCAGGAAAGACAGCUGGGGUCAAAUAACCAUAGCAAGGUCUGCGUCCAAGUCUCCUUUUGAAGAUCUCCAGGCUACACUUGAUCUCAGCCAAAAGGUCAUAGAUACUGGAGUACUGUAUUUUUUUAAAUCACUGAACCCAUGGGGACUGCAGACAUUUCACUGGAAGAUAUCCACAUGAACAGCAAGGAUCUAUUGAAAAAAGAACAACUAGAUGCUGGAGGAUUUGGGAUAGUUUCUUUAUGUUUGCACAAGACACAAGGGCUUGUGGUGUUAAAAACAGUGUACACAGGACCCCAACGCACUGAAUUUAAUGCUUCCCUUCUGGAGGAAGGCAAGAUUAUGCGCAAACUAAAACAUGAUCGCGUGGUGAAAUUACUAGGUGUCAUUCUGGAAGAUGGGAACUAUUCCCUGGUGAUGGAGUAUGUCCACAGGGGGAGUCUGAUGCACAUGCUAAAAACAUCCACAAUUCCUAUGCCUCUGAAAGGGCGGUUUAUCCUGGAGAUCAUUGAAGGAAUGGUUUAUUUAAGUGAGCAAGGUUUAGUACAUAAAGACCUGAAACCGGAAAACAUCCUUGUGGACAAUGACUUUCAUAUUAAGAUUGCUGAUUUGGGUGUCGCCUGUUUUAAAAACUGGAGUCGACUGACCAAAGAAGAGACUAAUCGACAGAGGAAACUGAAGAGUGCUUCCAAGAAUGCGUCCCAGUCCAAUGCUGGCACUCUCUUCUACAUGGCCCCAGAGCAUUUAAUAUCCCUUAACAUAAAACCUGUGGAGAAGUCAGAUGUUUACAGUUUUGGCAUUGUGCUCUGGGCAAUUUUUGCUAACAAAGAGCCAUAUGAACAUGGUAUAAAUGAAGAACAAAUUUACUAUGGCAUCACAAAUGGGAGCAGGCCAGACACAGACGAAAUUAAAGGAAGUUGUCCAGAGACAAUUAUCUCACUAAUGAAGCAGUGCUGGGAACAAAAGCCAGAGACUCGGCCAACCUUUAAAGAAAUCAGUAGCGUAUACAAGCCAUUCUACUAUAAUUGCUUAGAACAAGAUGUUGAAGAUGAAGUGAGAAAGAUAAAAAUAGAGUACCCCGCACCACCUGAAAAGAUACAAAGGAUGCAGUCCCUUCAGAUAGAUGCUGUGUCUGAAUCUCCCAGUACCACAUCCCCAGAUCAGCCCACAUCCCUACACAGUUCUCAGGGCCUUUCAGCUGGCAAUGUGAAUGAAGCCAUGUUUGCUGCCUGCCCAGAUCAUCACCCUGUUGAGAGCUGCGAGACCUCCUUGGAGCCCUUUAUGAACCUAGAAAGAAAACUGCAGGAUGAAUACAACUACCAUAAAUAUGGCAGCCGGAUGGAUAAGUCAGAAAGCCAACCCAUAAUGUACACUCAUGAAAUGAAAGAGGAAGAAAGGAGACGAAGGGUUUCCCAUGAUCCAUUUGCAAAACCAUCUUUUGCUCCACAGAUGAAGGAAUCGCAUGUGAAAACUGAAAACACAGGCCCAAAAGCCAGCCCUUUUAACAAGACGACCAAUUACAGUCAUUUCCGACAACAACCACCUGCAGGAAUGCCAACACAGGAAUAUUUGCCAUAUACUCCAAAUGUGACUUACGGAGCAAGAGCUGCAGACUUCACUGCAGGAAGUACAGAGGAUCUCUAUGGGUCAGGCUCAGCCAAUACAUUUAGUCUGAAUAAGCCCCCUGUACCUGAAUCUGGCCUGGACCAUCAACCGCAGACAUCCCCAGCUUGGUUUCCAAAAAGCCUGCAGACAGAGCCAGGUAAAAUACAACCCAGUCAGUUUAAGAGAAAGACUUUUGAAUAUUUUUCAGCGGUCCCUGUAGUACAACCAAAAAGCAUAGAAGGAGAUAUAUACAUACAUAACAGUGCUGGGAUUCAAAUUGGAAGAAACAACCACAUGAAGAUUGAAGAUCAGAAUCUAUACGUAAAGAGUUGUUCUGUCAGUGCACAAAACUCAAGCGCAGAUUAUGAACGAACGGGUAUAUUUGACAGCACCACUAUCCUCUCUGAGGAGCACUUGAAUCUAGUGAGAGAGAACUUGGCUAAACAGUGGAAAGACUGUGCUCGUAGACUGGGUUUCACUAAUCCAGAUAUUGAAGUAAUUGACCAUGACUAUGAACGAGAUGGACUAAAAGAAAAAGUUUACCAAAUGCUGCAAAACUGGCUCAUGAGGGAAGGUUCCCAAGGGACUACAGUUGGAAAGCUUGCCAGAGCCCUCUAUGGAUGCCGGAGAUUAGAUCUCCUUAAUGCUUUGAUAAAAAUGAACCAGAGAUAGGCUGACUGGAAACUUUGAGGAAACUGAUAUGGUAUUUUACCUGAAGAACCUUUCAGUGAUAGCACAAAACUGUUCUGAAAUACCACCAGCAUACAAGACAUUUCUGGACCAAAAAAUCUCCUGCCAAGCAGUAUUAAGUGAAAAUAUCCUAUAGCUCAAAACAUUUAAAACUGCCCUCAUGGGGGGGGGGGGUUACUAUAUUUGUUUUAUGAAUUAAUUUUCCUGAGGUUUAAAAAAAGAAAAUCAAAAUACCUAACCCUACAGGAAAAACUAAGUGAUAAAAUAAUAUGGGGAGUGUCAGUUUGGGGAGGAUUUGUACAUCAGUUUUUCACAAAGCUUUUGGACUGCUAUCUUAAAACAUAUUUCUAGCUAUACUCAGAGUGCCUUGGUGAUGCCUAAAAGGAGCAUAUCAUAUACGCAAAGCUAACACAAUCAGUGCAAGUGUGUUAAAUUGGUUCAGUUUUUGAAAGUCCUGGAUGGAAAGCAAAACAAACUCUGUUGUUCCUAAGCAGAGAUGAUAAUCACAAAAAGUCAUCAUGGCACACAUUGCUUUAUAUCGAUUAUAUUGUUUUUAUAAAUGCACUUUUUAUUACUUUUAUUGAAUACAAAAGUUUAAAGCUAUGCAAGAUAUUGGUAGGAAUGAAAAUAGAUUGGACACAGACAGUAGUAUGUACAUUAGCAUUAAAGAGCCUUUUCUCACAGAUUUAUGACAACUGCAUUGAACAAAUUCUAUUUUCUGUUCUGUGAUAGGAAUAAAUUGAAGAAAAGGUA
This is a messenger RNA of Alligator mississippiensis (American alligator), 3106 nucleotides long. It is a transcript of the gene RIPK1, whose product is annotated as receptor interacting serine/threonine kinase 1. Gene Ontology annotation, biological process: protein phosphorylation; signal transduction. Gene Ontology annotation, molecular function: JUN kinase kinase kinase activity; protein binding; ATP binding. The record is from RefSeq and is a predicted model, not a curated record. The transcript is spliced from 12 exons. Bases 200 to 2335 code for a protein of 711 amino acids. Lineage: Eukaryota; Metazoa; Chordata; Crocodylia; Alligatoridae.